AUGGAUUGUCGAAGGCCAGCUUCAGUUGACUCAUUAAACAUCCAUCGGCAUCAUCAUAAUCAGGUACAUUAUCCAGGUACUCGUCAUCAACAGAUGUUGCCAACAACGACAAAUACUGGUAUUAUUAAUAGUCACCAAAAAACAUCUAUCUCACCUAAGAGAACAAAUACAACAGUUGGAUGGCCUUCGAGAGAUGACCUUCUAAAUUCCCCAAUUGGAUGUAGUAGUAUUGUUGGUUCUGAGUCACAUGGUUCAUUUUCAGGAGAUAAUCCAUAUCCAUCAUUCAAUAGUAUGGGUAGUAAAAGUAGGAAUUCAAUAGCAGUACAACAACAAUAUCAUAGUUUAUAUGUAGUUUUGUAUGAUUUUCAUGGAGUAUGUGAAGAACAAAUGACUGUUAGAGAGGGUGAUCGUGUAAGGGUAUUAGGUUACAAUUCAACUGGUGAAUGGUGUGAAGCUCAACUUAUUUCAAUGAAAAAAAAUGAUAAAAGAAAAUUAAAUUGUAUUGGUUGGAUUCCUACAAGUUAUAUAGCUUCUGUAUCUUCACUAGAAAAAUUUCCAUGGUAUCAUGGUAAAAUAUCUAGAAAUGAUAGUGAAGUUUUAUUAUCAUCUGGAAUAAAUGGUUCAUUUUUAGUUCGUGAAAGUGAAUCAUCACCGGGUCAAUUUUCAAUAACUGUUCGCUUUGAUACUCGUGUAUAUCAUUACCGGAUUAAUGUUGAUCGUAGUAAUUAUUUAUAUAUAACACCAGAGGCGAAAUUUAAAACAUUAGGAGAAUUGGUUCAACACCAUUCAGUAGAAGCCGAUGGUUUAGUUUGCCAUUUACAAUAUCCUGCGACUAAAAAACAAAAAGGUCCAACAAUGUUUUCUUUAUCUCCAACAAGAUCUGAUGAAUGGGAAAUGGAUAGAAAUGAAAUUGUAAUGAGAAAUCAAAUUGGUUCUGGACAGUAUGGUGAUGUAUAUGAAGGAUAUUGGAAAACAACUGGUAAGACAGUUGCUGUUAAAACAUUAAAAGAAGAUACUAUGCCUAUACAUGAAUUUUUGGCAGAAGCCGCAAUAAUGAAAGAUUUAUCUCAUCCUAAUCUUGUUUUACUUAUUGGUAUAUGUACACGAGAAGCUCCAUUAUUUAUUAUAACAGAAUUUAUGAAUAAGGGUAAUCUUUUAGAUUAUUUAAGAAAAAUUGAAAAAGAUUCUUUGCCAUCAUCAGUUAUGCUUUAUAUGGCUUCACAAGUUGCAUCUGGAAUGGCAUAUUUAGAAAGUAAAAAUAUAAUUCAUCGUGAUUUAGCUGCUAGAAAUUGUUUAAUAGCUGAUGAGUAUGUUGUUAAAGUUGCUGAUUUUGGGUUGGCUAGAUUUUUAAGAGGAGAUGAUACAUAUACAGCUAAAGAAGGUUCCAAAUUUCCAAUAAAAUGGUGUUGUCCAGGUGGUCUAGCUUACAAUACAUUUUCAACAAAAUCUGAUGUAUGGAGUUUUGGAGUUUUGCUAUGGGAGAUAGCUACUUAUGGAAUGGCACCAUAUCCAGGUGUUGAAUUAAGUAAUGUAUACUCAUUACUAGAGAGAGGUUUUAGAAUGGAUGAACCAACAAAUUGUCCAUAUCCAUUAUAUAGGUUGAUGCUACAAUGUUGGAACUGGGCUCCAACAGAUAGGCCUACAUUUAAUGAGCUUUACCAAACAUUACAAUCAGUUUUACAACAAAAUACUUUGGCUUCUGAACUAGAAAAAAGUUGUCACUUUGGAAUAGCAGGGUCAAGGAGAAGGGGUAGUAGCCCUAUGUCAGACGGUGUUACUUCAUUUAAUGGAAAUAGUAAUCGUAUUAGACAUUCUAUUAAAGCUGAAGCUAAUAGGAAUGAUAUAACAACAUUCCGUGGUUCUGGUAACUUUAACCAUGGAUCUUCUCCUUCUACUAGAAGGAGUAGUACCGCUUCAGGAAGUGCUGGACAUCAUCAAAACAGUAGUCAUUCAAAUAAUGUUCAUCCCAUACCACCUCCAGCUGCAGCAAAGAAAAAUGCACUCAAAGCUUUUUUGCAAACAUCAGUAUCAUCUGAUGAUAGUCCCACAACUACAAAUCCCAGCGUUUUGAUGUAUGAAUUACAACAAAAAUCAAGGAAAGUUGCUCCACAAUUUGAUACAUUACCAAAACAACAAAGAAUAGAAGCUUUUCUUGAAUCAAUGAAUCAACAAGCAAUUGGUGAUGACCAUGAAUCUGUAGGAUAUGGAGCAAAAAGUGAUAUUGUCAGAGCAACAUCACAAGAUUCAUUAGAUACUAUACCAAGCUCUGCAAAUCGUCAAAGUGAAUUACUACUUCAAUUAAAAAAUCGUUUGAAAAAGACAAAUACAAUGGAAAAUAUAGCACCACAAACAAUAAAAACAGAUGCCACACCUCAAUAUAUGGCUGAAAAAAUUCAAGCACAAACAAAUAUCUCACCCACAUCUCAAUUUAAACCACUUAUUAAGACUAGAAAAAUAAAUGAAAUAGAGGAAAAAAUAAAUAAAAUAAAGGGACCUACACCUCCACCAAAGACAGUUUCAGUAGAAAAUAAUACUUCAAGAGAGUAUGGUGAGAAUGAAUUAAAAGCAAAGAUAAGAAAAUUAAGGCAUGUUGAGACAAAUAAUAGUCAGGUUAAACCUACAAUAUCAAUAUCCCCUGUUUCAAGUAAUUCACCUACCCCUGAACCUCCACCAAGAACAGAAACUGCUAAAAUAAGAACAAUUCCCACCCAACAACGUGGUCAAUCAUUACAAUCUAGGCCUUUCAGUAUUCAGGGGGGAGAAAUGAAUGUACCAAAUCUUAGAUCAUCCUCGACAACAUCGAGUUGCCAUUCAUCAUCAUCAGAUGAAGUACCUCAAAAUAUGAAAAAUGAGAGUAGGGAAUUGUCUUCUUUUCCACCUAAACUUCCACCGAAAAGAAUAUCUUUAGGGGGUCCAUUAACAGGAUUAAAUUCUGGUAAAAAUGAUUCAUCUUCAUCAUCACCAAAACCUUUCUCGACGUUACAAAAAGCUAAUAAAACAACAGGUUUAAUUGAAAGAUUUCUAAAAACAUCUGAUAAAAAAACUAAACAUAACGGCAGUGCUGAAAGUGUUAUAUCAUCACGACAGGCACAAGAAGCAAAUGGACCAGGGACUUUUCCUAAAUCAAAGUCUACAAGAAUUAUUGGUGAAAAAGAAUUGAAUCUUGUUAGACAAAAGGAGGCUGAAGCAAGGGCAAAUUAUAGAAAGACUGAGUCUGAAGAAUUUGAGGCUACCUUUAAUAAUAUGAGUAGAGCACACAGCUUAAGAGAAAUCAAAUUAAAUCCUGAAAAUAGCCGAAAUUCACUAGUAGGGCAAAAUAAAAAUAAUGUUCAUAUUGAAAGAGAGAAUAGUCAAUUAUUAGGAAAUCCAAUCAUGAAAAGUAAAAAACGAUACAGUUUGAUGAAUGAAGGGUCUACAAAUAAAGAAUUAGAUGUAAUGAAUCCAAUAAAUGAAGUGUCAAAAGAACAUUUAGCUGAUCUUUAUAGAAAAAUCGAAGAUUGCAUAGCAUCAUUCAAAAAUACAACCGGUAUAACACCAACAAUUCGUCCUUCAACAAUUGCAGCAGCAAAAAAAUUGUUAAAAGUAGUAGACAAUGAAAAAAAUCAAAUAAAUCAAUUGAUAAAUUUAAAUAAUCUUCUAUUGCAAUUUCAUUUGAAAUGUACAAUUUAUGCUGAAAAUAUUUCACCGUAUUCAAAGUUUAAAUAUAAUGAUUUAUUAAAACAUGUAGAAAAUAUAAAUAAACAAUUAAAUGAAUUAACAAAAGAUCCUAAAGAUGGAAUAUUGGAUGAGAUGGAGAAAAAUUUAUUAAAUGACUGUAAUAAUUCUUUGAGGCAAGUAAUGCAACUUGUAAAUAAAUAA
Strongyloides ratti is the source of this 3858-nucleotide messenger RNA. RefSeq names its product Tyrosine-protein kinase Abl. The transcript is spliced from 3 exons. The coding region runs from base 1 to 3858 and encodes 1285 amino acids. Gene Ontology annotation, molecular function: protein binding; non-membrane spanning protein tyrosine kinase activity; ATP binding. NCBI's taxonomy places the organism in Eukaryota, Metazoa, Nematoda, Chromadorea, Rhabditida, Strongyloididae. The record is from RefSeq and is a predicted model, not a curated record. Gene Ontology annotation, biological process: protein phosphorylation.